AUGGCGGGGAGCGAGCAGGAGAUGUGCCUCGUGUGCUUCAGCGUCAACUGCAUGGAGAAGGUGCGUCACAGUUUCAACUGCAUGGAGAAGGUGCGUUACAGUCUCAACUGCAUGGAGAAGGACGACCACACGGGCGCCAUGCGGUGCAGCGAGUGCGGCAUGGUGUCGCAGCAGUUCCGCGAGGAGGACAACGAGGGCGGCGCGGGCGGCGCGGGCGGAGGCGCGGCGGGGACGGGGGUGGGGGGGAUGGGGGGGUCGCAGGCGGUGGUGCGCGAGAGCAACGUGGCGCUGCACCAGCAGCGGCAGGACGUCGCUGCGGCGGACGCCGCCAGGGCUGCUCGCGCCGUCAGCCUGCAAGUGCAGGCGCACGCCCUGGCGGAGCACUACUGCGCGGGGCUUCACGCCAUGCUGGCCCGCCAGUGCCACGCGCUCUCCGCCCUGCUCGCCCCGCCCACACCUGCUCCGCCCCAGGGGCCCAUGGGGGAGGGCGGGGAGCGCAAGGAGCAGGACACUGCUGCUGCUGCGGCUGCCUCGGCUGCCAAUGCAGCAGCGCUGAGCAGCGUGGCGCGGCAGAUCCUGCUGCGCCUCGUGCUGCACUCGGGUGUGCUCCGCCAAGGGUAUGCCGAGCGCUGCUGGCUGCUGUGGCGCGUGGGUGAGGGCACAUGGGGAGGGGGGCACGCUUGGGAGGAAGGGGAAAGGGGUGCGGGAGGGGUUGGGGGAGGGGGAAAUGGGGAGGAGGGAUGGGGAGGGGAGGCGAAGUCUGGUGGAAGGAAGAGACGAGGUGGAGGUGAGAUGGGAGGGGAAGGGGGGGAGGCACUGCAACGGGAGAUGGCAGGGUGGGGCAUGGAGGGCGGGAGCGGGGGCUUUGGGGGAAUGGGGUGCGCGGCAGCGCAGGGGGCAGGCGAAGAAGGGAGAGACAAAGAGGGGAACGGCGCAGUGGGUGGCACGGGGCAGCACGAGGAGGAGGAUGAGUGGGCGCGGGAGCUGCGGGCGAUUCUGGCGGGCGCGAGGCGGAGCAGGCGGCAAGAGAGGGAGGAGGUGAGGAAGCGGGCGAGGCGGGCGCGGAGGAAGAAGUGGGGGCAGUUUGAAGCGGAGCUGGCGGCCAUUCGGGAGGACGAGGCUGCUGAGAGACGCGAAGGAAGUGAGGGGAUGGGGGGGGAUGGGAUGGGAGUGGAAGGGGAGGGAGAGGAGGAGGAAGGAGGGAAGGGGGGGAGUGAGAAGGCGUCGAUGAGGGAGACGUGGUUUGCUCUGGCGGAGAGGCUUCAGACAAGCCCUUUCUUUGCCGUCACCUGCAAGCUGCACGUCCACCUACCACUGCACGCCUCACUCGCUUCCCUCUACCUCGCCUCUCACUACCUCCGCCUGCCGCUGCUCCCCACCGACAUCUGCCACCUGGCGCUCUCCGGUUCGCUGCCCUACCUGUCCGCGUGGCGCCAGCUGUCGCCCUUCGAGGGCUACCCCGCCAGCGUCCCACCCGCCACGCUCUUCCGUCCGCUCGCCCUCUGCUCUGCUCGCCUGCUCGAGCUGCUCGCUGCCUCUGCUGCCGCAUCCAUCGCCCUGCGCCUGCCCCCCCUCAACUUCCGCCUAAUUGGGGAGCGGUUUCUUCAGCCCCGUCCUUUCCGCUUUCUCCCAAAUUCCCGUCCCUUCCGCUUUCUCCCCAAACCCCGUCCCUUCCGCUUUUUCCCCAAACCCCGUCCCUUCCGCUUUCUCCCCAACUCCCGUCCCUUCCGCUUUCUCCCCAAACCCCGUCCCUUCCGCUUUCUCCCCAAACCCCGUCCCUUCCGCUUUCUCCCCAAACCCCGUCCCUUCCGCUUUCUCCCCAAACCCCGUCCCUUCCACUUUCUCCCCAAACCCCGUCCCUUCCGCUUUCUCCCAAAUUCCCGUCCCUUCCGCUUUCUCCCCAAACCCUGUCCCUUCCGCUUUCUCCCCAAACCCCGUCCCUUCCGCUUUCUCUCCAAACCCCGUCCCUUCCGCUUUUUCCCCAAACCCCGUCCCUUCCGCUUUCUCCCCAAAUCUCGUCCCUUCCGCUUUCUCCCCAAACCCCGUCCCUUCCGCUUUCUCCCCAAACCCCGUCCCUUCUGCUUUCUCCCCAAAUCCCGUCCCUUCCGCUUUCUCCCCAACUCCCGUCCCUUCUGCUUUCUCCCCAAACCCCGUCCCUUCCGCUUUCUCCCCAAACCCCGUCCCUUCCGCUCUCCCCAAAUCCCGUCCCUUCCGCUUUCUCCCCAAACCCCGUCCCUUCCCCUUUCUCCCAAAACCCCGUCCCUUCCGCUUUCUCCCCAACUCCCGUCCCUUCCGCUUUCUCCCCAAACCCCGUCCCUCCCGCUUUUUCCCCAAUUCCCGUCCCUUCCGCUUUCUCCCCAUAUCCCGUCCCUUCCGCUUUCUCCCCAAACCCCGUCCCUUCCGCAUUCUCCCCAACUCCCGUCCCUUCCGCUUUCUCCCCAAACCCCGUCCCUUCCGCUUUCUCCCCAUUCCCGUCCCUUCCGCUUUCUCCCCAAACCCCGUCCCUUCUGCUUUCUCCCCAAACCCCGUCCCUUCCGCUUUCUCCCCAAACCCCGUCCCUUCUGCUUUCUCCCCAAAUCCCGUCCCUUCCGCUUUCUCCCUAACUCCCGUCCCUUCUGCUUUCUCCCAAAACCCCGUCCCUUCCGCUUUCUCCCCAAACCCCGUCCCUUCCGCUUUCUCCCCAAACCCCGUCCCGUCCGCUUUCUCCCUAAACCCCGUCCCUUCCGCUUUCUCCCAACUCCCGUCCCUUCCGCCUUCUCCCCAAACCCCGUCCCUUCCGCUUUCUCCCCAAACCCCGUCCCUUCCGCUUUCUCCCCGAACCCCAUCCCUUCCGCUUUCUCCCCAACCCUUCCAAUUUCUCCCCAAACCCCGUCCCUUCCGCUUUUUCCCCAAACCCCGUCCCUUCCGCUUUCUCCCCAACUCCCGUCCCUUCCGCUUUCUCCCCAAACCCCGUCCCUUCCGCUUUCUCCCCAAACCCCGUCCCUUCCGCUUUCUCCCCAAACCCCGUCCCUUCCGCUUUCUCCCCAAACCCCGUCCCUUCCCCUUUCUCCCAAAACCCCGUCCCUUCCGCUUUCUCCCCAACUCCCGUCCCUUCCGCUUUCUCCCCAAACCCCGUCCCUCCCGCUUUCUCCCCAAUUCCCGUCCCUUCCGCUUUCUCCCCAUAUCCCGUCCCUUCCGCUUUCUCCCCAAACCCCGUCCCUUCCGCAUUCUCCCCAACUCCCGUCCCUUCCGCUUUCUCCCCAAACCCCGUCCCUUCCGCUUUCUCCCCAAUCCCGUCCCUUCCGCUUUCUCCCCAAACCCCGUCCCUUCCGCUUUCUCCCCAAACCCCGUCCCUUCCACUUUCUCCCAAAUUCCUGUCCCUACCGCUUUCUCCCCAAAUCCCGUCCCUUCCGCUUUCUCCCUAACUCCCGUCCCUUCUGCUUUCUCCCAAAACCCCGUCCCUUCCGCUUUCUCCCCAAACCCCGUCCCUUCCGCUUUCUCCCCAAACCCCGUCCCGUCCGCUUUCUCCCUAAACCCCGUCCCUUCCGCUUUCUCCCAACUCCCGUCCCUUCCGCCUUCUCCCCAAACCCCGUCCCUUCCGCUUUCUCCCCAAACCCCGUCCCUUCUGCUUUCUCCCCGAACCCCAUCCCUUCCGCUUUCUCCCCAACCCUUCCACUUUCUCCCCAAACCCCGUCCCUUCCCCUUUUUCCCCAAACCCCGUCCCUUCCGCUUUCUCCCCAACUCCCGUCCCUUCCGCUUUCUCCCCAAACCCCGUCCCUUCCGCUUUCUCCCCAAACCCCGUCCCUUCCGCUUUCUCCCCAAACCCCGUCCCUUCCGCUUUCUCCCCAAAUCCCGUCCCUUCCGCUUUCUCCCCAAACCCCGUCCCUUCCGCUUUCUCCCCAAUCCCGUCCCUUCCGCUUUCUCCCCAAACCCCGUCCCUUCUGCUUUCUCCCCAAACCCCGUCCCUUCCGCUUUCUCCCCAAACCCCGUCCCUUCUGCUUUCUCCCCAAAUCCCGUCCCUUCCGCUUUCUCCCUAACUCCCGUCCCUUCUGCUUUCUCCCAAAACCCCGUCCCUUCCGCUUUCUCCCCAAACCCCGUCCCUUCCGCUUUCUCCCCAAACCCCGUCCCGUCCGCUUUCUCCCUAAACCCCGUCCCUUCCGCUUUCUCCCAACUCCCGUCCCUUCCGCCUUCUCCCCAAACCCCGUCCCUUCCGCUUUCUCCCCAAACCCCGUCCCUUCUGCUUUCUCCCCGAACCCCAUCCCUUCCGCUUUCUCCCCAACCCUUCCACUUUCUCCCCAAACCCCGUCCCUUCCGCUUUCUCCCCAACUCCCGUCCCUUCCGCUUUCUCCCCAAACCCCGUCCCUUCCGCUUUCUCCCCAAACCCCAUCCCUUCCGCUUUCUCCCCAAACCCCGUCCCUUCCGCUUUCUCCCCAAACCCCGUCCCUUCCGCUUUCUCCCCAAACCCCGUCCCUUCUGCUUUCUCCCCGAACCCCAUCCCUUCCGCUUUCUCCCCAACCCUUCCACUUUCUCCCCAAACCCCGUCCCUUCCGCUUUCUCCCCAACUCCCGUCCCUUCCGCUUUCUCCCCAAACCCCGUCCCGUCCGCUUUCUCCCCAAACCCCGUCCCUUCCGCUUUCUCCCCAAAUCCCGUCCCUUCCGCUUUCUCCCCAAACCCCGUCCCUUCCGCUUUCUCCCCAAUCCCGUCCCUUCCGCUUUCUCCCCAAACCCCGUCCCUUCUGCUUUCUCCCCAAACCCCGUCCCUUCCGCUUUCUCCCCAAACCCCGUCCCUUCUGCUUUCUCCCCAAAUCCCGUCCCUUCCGCUUUCUCCCUAACUCCCGUCCCUUCUGCUUUCUCCCAAAACCCCGUCCCUUCCGCUUUCUCCCCAAACCCCGUCCCUUCCGCUUUCUCCCCAAACCCCGUCCCGUCCGCUUUCUCCCUAAACCCCGUCCCUUCCGCUUUCUCCCAACUCCCGUCCCUUCCGCCUUCUCCCCAAACCCCGUCCCUUCCGCUUUCUCCCCAAACCCCGUCCCUUCUGCUUUCUCCCCGAACCCCAUCCCUUCCGCUUUCUCCCCAACCCUUCCACUUUCUCCCCAAACCCCGUCCCUUCCGCUUUCUCCCCAACUCCCGUCCCUUCCGCUUUCUCCCCAAACCCCGUCCCUUCCGCUUUCUCCCCAAACCCCGUCCCUUCUGCUUUCUCCCCGAACCCCGUCCCUUCCGCUUUCUCCCCAAACCCCGUCCCUUCCACUUUCUCCCAAAUUCCUGUCCCUACCGCUUUCUCCCCAAGCCCUGUCCCUUCCGCUUUCUCCCCAAACCCCGUCCCAUCCGCUUUCUCCCCAAACCCCGUCCCUUCCGCUUUCUCCCCAAAUCCCGUCCCUUCCGCUUUCUCCCCAAACCCCGUCCCAUCCGCUUUCUCCCCAAACCCCGUCCCUUCCGCUUUCUCCCCAAACCCCGUCCCUUCCACUUUCUCCCAAAUUCCUGUCCCUACCGCUUUCUCCCCAAGCCCUGUCCCUUCCGCUUUCUCCCCAAACCCCGUCCCAUCCGCUUUCUCCCCAAACCCCGUCCCUUCCGCUUUCUCCCCAAAUCCCGUCCCUUCCGCUUUCUCCCCAAACCCCAUCCCUUCCGCUUUCUCCCCAAACCCCGUCCCUUCCACUUUCUCCCAAAUUCCUCUCCCUACCGCUUUCUCCCCAAGCCCUGUCCCUUCCGCUUUCUCCCCAAACCCCGUCCCAUCCGCUUUCUCCCCAAACCCCGUCCCUUCCGCUUUCUCCCCAAAUCCCGUCCCUUCCGCUUUCUCCCCAAACCCCGUCCCUUCCGCUUUCUCCCCAAACCCCGUCCCUUCCGCUUUCUCCGCAAACCCCGUCCCUUCCGCUUUCUCCCCAAACCCCGUCCCUUCCGCUUUCUCCCAAACCCCCCCCUCACCCGCCUCUGCAUUGCCCCCUCCGUCCCUCUCCCCUUCCUUCCCUCUCUCCCUGUCCCGUUCCACCCCUCCGUACCCCUCCGUCCCAUCCCUCCCUCCCCUCUGUUCCUCCUGCCCCACCAGGAGCUGCACCUACCCGUACCGCUCUUCGCCCCUUUCCUGCACCGCCUCUUUGACCUCCUUUGCCCCUCCGCCUCCCUUGCCCCUUCCCUCCCAUCCCUCCUCCCCCGCUUCCACCUCUCGCCCCACCCCUCUGGGUGGCCCACGCGCCUCUACGUCAUGGCAGCGGUCGUUGUCUCCCUCAAGCUCGCCCUCGCCCUCGGCUCCUGGCCCUGCCUCAACCCUUCAUCAUGCACACGCGCAAGGGCAUCGCCAACACCAGCAGCAAGAGCAUCAGCAGCAGUGGCAGCAGCAGCAUCAGCAGGAGCAGCAGGGGGUGGAGCGGCGGUGUGCAAGGCUGCUGUGGCUGCCCCGCGCGCCACGGUGUCGCUGGCUCGGGGCGCGGUGUCGGGGUGGCAGCACAUGCUGCAGCAGCGCAAGCAAGGCGAUGCAAGGCAAGGCGGGUCGCUGGCAGGGAAGGUAGACGAGGGGCGAGGGGAGGAUGGGGUGGAGGGGCAGGAGGAGGGGGAGGAGGAGGGGGAGGAGGAGGGGGAGGAGGAGGGGGUAGGGGAGGAGGAAGGGAAGGAGGAAGGGGAGGAAGGGGAGGAAGGGGAGUGGGAUGUGCGGCGGGUGGUGCAAGCAGUGGAGGGCAUCCGGCAGCAGCUGCUGCAGAUGCCCAUGCAGACCCGUGCUGGGGCUGGCGGGGGACGCAUGCAGGGAGAGGGGGAGGAUGGAUCAGAGGGAAGAGCGCCGCUGCAGCUGCGGCAGUACCUGCAGCACUGCGAGCGCCACGUGUUUGCCCCCGACGCCACGCGCGGCGCCGACCCCUCCACUCUCGACCGCGAGCUGCGCGCCCACCUGCACGCCGCCCUCCCCCUGCGGGCCCCCUCGCCUCCCGCAGCCCAUGGGGACGCUCAUGGGAGCGGUGUCAUGCAGGCGUCAUGCAGGCGUCAUGCAGGUGUCAUGCAGGUGUCAUGCAGGUGUCAUGCAGGUGUCAUGCAGGUGUCAUGCAGAAACCAUGCGUCACCCUCACCCAAACCCCCCGUUCAGUCGACGUACACUUUCCCUCACUCCCCCCUUCCCCUUACCCCCUCCCCAACAUUCUCCUCUUGCGGCCCAUCCCCUGCGCUGCAGUGA
This is a messenger RNA of Closterium sp. NIES-65, 7128 nucleotides long. NCBI's taxonomy places the organism in Eukaryota, Viridiplantae, Streptophyta, Zygnematophyceae, Desmidiales, Closteriaceae. The record is from the annotation of a GenBank genome assembly.